This is a messenger RNA of Gorilla gorilla gorilla (western lowland gorilla), 3110 nucleotides long. Its product is annotated as rab-like protein 2B. Gene Ontology annotation, molecular function: GTP binding; GTPase activity. NCBI's taxonomy places the organism in Eukaryota, Metazoa, Chordata, Mammalia, Primates, Hominidae. The coding region runs from base 1154 to 1840 and encodes 228 amino acids. The transcript has 9 exons. The record is from RefSeq and is a predicted model, not a curated record.
CAGCUGCGAGGACGCGGGCCGAGCCGGAAGUGGAGUGCGCUGCGGCGCGAGCUGGGCCGGCGGGCGUGGUUCGACAGCGCGCAGAGUCCAGACGGGCGGCAGGGCCCGAGGGGCCGACCCGCAGCGUCCCUGGUCUCUCCAGCCCUCACUCGGAACCGCACAUGGCGAGGAUACCGACAAGCAAGUCUUCGCCCGUAAGCAGUGGCUCACGCCUAUAGUCCAGGGAUGCCGAGGAGGGAGGAUCGCUUGAGUCCAGGAGUUGGAGGCUGCGGUGCGCCGUGAUCGCGCCACUGCACUCCAGCCUGGGCGACAGAGUGAGACCCUAUCUCUAAACAAAAGAAAGAACGUCUUCAAGCAUGGAGCCAUGAAGCUGGAUUUGGCUUACUGUCGCUCUCUCUACAGGGUACAGGUGAAAGGGGGCAGACCCCUCAUCAUGCUUUCCAGGCAUCUGCCACUUCCCAGGAAUUGUCUCCCUGGAUAAACAAGGCGAAGUCCCUGGCUGUGCAGAAGCAGUAGCUGUGUGGUGGCACAGUCAGGAAAACUCGGGGGCCCUGUUGGUAUUUUCUACCCCUGACCCGUGUGCAUACUUCUGUCGUAGCUCUCACCACAGUAGACUCUGCUAUCAUUGUGUCUUCCAUCCUCUGAACCCUGUGCAAGGUCUGCUCAUGGUGAAUGCCCAGUAAGGCUCACCUAUUGCUGCUAUCUCGUCAUCAUAUCAUUUCUAUGUGCCCCCCUAGCUAAGAGUCUGGACUGUGGUUACAUUCUCAGGAAUGUUUACAAAGUCAUAUUUAGGUGUGAGGAGAGUAAAACAGAGCUAGACAUAAUGUUGCACACAGCCUUUGGCACUGGAUGCCUGGCGAAUGUCUUGUGCAAAUGGGUAACGUGAGGAGCAGCAUUUGGGGUGCGCAGGACUUAACUAUUUGUGUAUAACAUAUUAUUGAUGCCUGUGUGUCAUACUCUGCUACUCCAAGGCUAGUAGUCAAUUGCAUACCAUAUCUCAGUCUGGCACUGAGGGAAGCAGUCUGGAUGGAGGUACAGCUGGAGAUUUGGUUGAGGGGACUUAUCUCUGACAACAGCCUCUUGUUGAUCUUCCCAGACAGUGACAAUACCCUCCCCUCCCUUGGGCUGGACCCCUCUCUACAGCUAGGAGCCAAUGGCAGAAGACAAAACCAAACCGAGUGAGUUGGACCAAGGGAAGUAUGAUGCUGAUGACAACGUGAAGAUCAUCUGCCUGGGAGACAGCGCAGUGGGCAAAUCCAAAGUCAUGGAGAGAUUUCUCAUGGAUGGCUUUCAGCCACAGCAGCUGUCCACGUACGCCCUGACCCUGUACAAGCACACAGCCACGGUAGAUGGCAAGACCAUCCUUGUGGACUUUUGGGACACGGCAGGCCAGGAGCGGUUCCAGAGCAUGCAUGCCUCCUACUACCACAAGGCCCACGCCUGCAUCAUGGUGUUUGAUGUACAGAGGAAAGUCACCUAUAGGAACCUGAGCACCUGGUAUACAGAGCUUCGGGAGUUCAGGCCAGAGAUCCCAUGCAUCGUGGUGGCCAAUAAAAUUGAUGACAUAAACGUGACCCAAAAAAGCUUCAGUUUUGCCAAGAAGUUCUCCCUGCCCCUGUAUUUCGUCUCGGCUGCUGAUGGUACCAAUGUUGUGAAGCUCUUCAAUGAUGCAAUUCGAUUAGCUGUGUCUUACAAACAGAACUCCCAGGACUUCAUGGAUGAGAUUUUUCAGGAGCUCGAGAACUUCAACUUGGAGCAGGAAGAGGAGGACGUGCCAGACCAGGAACAGAGCAGCAGCAUCGAGACCCCAUCAGAGGAGGCGGCCUCUCCCCACAGCUGAGGGGCUGGGGCUAGGGGUGGGUGGAGCCCUUUUAAAAUACCCUUCCCUUCAACAGCUCUCCAGCUCUGAACGGAGAAACUCUCUAGGCCAUCCCCUCUUCUACCUCCUGCAACCCACCCAUCCUAUUAGCCUCCCACAUUCAAGGCCCGUGAUACAGGGAUGAGGUCAGUACCAGCAAACUCUGGACUGGUGGAAGAAUUCCCCACCAGAUCUCCUUGAAGCAGAAUUAGGGAUCAGCAUCAUUAACACCUUCCCCACCCCCUCCCCCCAGGCAGACAGUGAAGAGAAUCAGAAAACAUGAUUAUGUGUCACUUUAAUACAGGAAAUUUAGGUGUUUUUUGGUGUUUUUGUUUUUGUUUUUGUUUUCUUUCCAAAGCUCACCUCGGGGACAAUUCCCUGUGCUUCUGCUGAGGUAAUGAUUACCCCCCCACCCACAGCUGAGUCUGUGAGGCCCCAUCCUUUCCCUACGUUUUCUCCCAUCUUUUUUCCUCUUCAGUCUCCCAAUCAUCUGGUUUGUUUGUUUCUUUGUUCGUUCUGAGACGGAGUCUCGCUCUGUCGCCAGGCUGGAGUGCAGUGGCGCAGUCUCGGCUCGCUGCAACCUCUGACUCCCUGGUUUAAACGAUUCUCCUGCCUCAGCCUCCCGAGUGGCUGGCAUCACCACGCUCAGCUAAUUUUUGUAUUUUUAGUAGAGACGGGGUUUCACCAUGUUGCCCAGGAUGGUCUCGAUCUCCUCACCUCGUGAUCCGCCCGCCUCGGCCUCCCAAAGUGCUGGGAUUUACAGGUAUGAGCCACCGCGCCCGGCCCCAAUCAUCUGUUUUUAAGCAAACGUUUUUGAGCAGAUAGCUAUUCCUUCCAGAUUUCUGUGUACCGACUCUGUUUCAGGAGCUCUUCUAGGUAAAGCUGAGAUCACAGGAACAGCAGGUGACAGGCCUAGCUAUAGUUAGGAAUACACAAGCGGUAAAAUCGAGUCCUUACAGCCAUACCACAAGGUACAUCCAUUUGGACUACAAGAAGAGCUUCCUUUAAAGUUCCUAUUUCAGCAUAAGGAGGCUGUCCUUUUUUUUGAGGAAUAGUUUGGACCUUGUGCCUCCUGUGGGAGGCUGAGGACUGCAAGAGGAGAGCUAGCAGAUAUGCCUGUUCACCCCUCUCUGGUACUUGUGGCUUGCUAGUAUGUUUUUAUGAUAAUCUCGGGCAUUGUUUGCAUUGUGUUUAUUAAUAGGGUUUUGUUUUUAUUGUUUCCUUUUUUACAGUAAAGGCUGAAUUACAUAAA